Messenger RNA from Hydractinia symbiolongicarpus, 910 nucleotides. RefSeq lists its product as uncharacterized. Gene Ontology annotation, biological process: aerobic respiration; respiratory electron transport chain; tricarboxylic acid cycle. Gene Ontology annotation, molecular function: electron transfer activity; 2 iron, 2 sulfur cluster binding. The transcript has a single exon. The coding region runs from base 20 to 829 and encodes 269 amino acids. The record is from RefSeq and is a predicted model, not a curated record. Gene Ontology annotation, cellular component: mitochondrial membrane. NCBI's taxonomy places the organism in Eukaryota, Metazoa, Cnidaria, Hydrozoa, Anthoathecata, Hydractiniidae.
UAUAACAUUCAUAAUAAAGAUGGCGGCGUACGGGAAGGCAGCUCAAAUUAGAAACCUGUUGAAAAAUACGCAAACUUUUGUCAGAAGAAAUGUCCAGACUUCUGCUAUUGCUGCAUCACGCAUGAAAACAUUUUCUGUGUACCGUUGGGAUCCUGAAAAGCCGGGGGAUAAGCCACGCCUUCAAGAUUAUCAGGUGGAUUUAGACAAAUGUGGUCCCAUGAUUCUUGAUGCUCUUCUUGCAAUCAAGAACGAGCAAGACCCAACUUUAACAUUGCGAAGAUCAUGCAGAGAAGGAAUUUGUGGCUCGUGUGCAAUGAAUAUAAAUGGUACAAAUACACUGGCAUGUAUUUGCAAAAUUGAUAACAAAGUUAACAAGAAAACUAAAAUUUAUCCCCUGCCUCACAUGUAUGUUGUGAAGGAUCUGGUUCCUGAUAUGACUAAUUUUUAUGAGCAAUAUCGAUAUAUUGAGCCAUAUCUUAAGAGAGAUACACCAUCUCCAGAUGGCAGGGAGCACAUUCAGUCAAUCAAGGACCGAGCUAAAUUAGAUGGUUUGUAUGAGUGCAUCUUAUGUGCUUGCUGCAGCACCUCAUGCCCCAGCUACUGGUGGCAUGGUGAUAAAUAUCUUGGACCAGCAGUUCUUAUGCAAGCCUACCGCUGGAUGAUUGACAGUCGAGAUGAACACCGAAAGGAGCGUUUAGAACAACUGGAUAAUACAUACUCCAUCUACAAAUGCCACACAAUCAUGAAUUGCACUAAAACAUGUCCAAAAGGAUUGAAUCCAGGUCUUGCUAUUGGUGAAGUGAAGAAAAUGAUUUUGGCAUAUAAGUAGCUAACAUGAAUGACCAUGAACAUUGUAUUAUAAUGAUUAAAAUUUGUAUAAUCUUGAAAGAAAGCAAAAUAUUAUUUCUCA